GCAAAUUUUUUGGAAUAAAUAUCAAAUUUAUUAAAACUUUUAUAAUAAUUAAAUAAAAAUAUAAUAACUUAAACAUUAAAGUUAAAUUAAAAUAUCUCAAAAAAGUGUUAAAUUUAUAACGAAAACAUUGCAAAAUGAGUCGUAAUGGUAAUUGGUCAAGUGGAAGUGGUAGCUCAUCGUCAACAACGCCUGGUACAAGUACGAUGCAGAGUGAGGAGCGUUUAGUGGUGGCAGUACGUGUUAGACCCACUCUUGAAACAAAUGAUAGAUGUAUUGAGGUUAUAUCGGGAAAAGCCUUGUUGUUUGAUGAUGGGAGUAAAAAUCGUCCAAGAAAAUAUGCCUAUGAUCAUGUAUUUCGAGAGGAAGAUACACAGGAAGCUGUUUAUAAAACAACAACAGCUCCUUUAGUUAAAGACGUUUUAAAUGGAUUAAAUGCAGCAGUAUUUGCUUAUGGAGCAACUGGUUCUGGUAAAACUCAUACAAUGUUGGGUCCGAAUAAAAGACGAACUGGUCCUAAUACAUCUGGAACACCAUCACAUCCACCAGAUCAUCCACCUAGAACAGCUAGUAAUUCAUAUACAGAUGGAGAUACAAGUAGUGCUGAUAAUGGAUUAAUGGUUCGGGCAAUUGAUGAGAUUUUUGAACAUUUCGAAAUGGCAGAGGAGGAAAAUGCUUUUAAGGUUUGCAUUUCCUAUUUGGAAAUAUACAAUGAACUCAUUCGAGAUCUUUUGAAUCCUGGCGGACCAUUGGAAUUGCGUGAGGAUAACCGUGGCCAGCGAAUAACUGUAGCAGGAUUAUCAGAAAUUACUGCAUCUAGUAGACAAGAAGUAAUUUCACUUUUGCUAAAGGGUAAUAAAGCACGCACGAUGGAACCGACAGCUGCAAAUCAAACUUCAUCUAGAAGUCAUGCUUUAUUGAGUAUAACUGUCCAAAUGAGAACAACUCUAGGAACUAAACAGGGUCGUCUUUUUCUUACUGAUUUGGCUGGAUCUGAAAGAGCUAAGAAGACCAAAAAUAGAGGCAAAAGAUUGCAAGAAGGGGCACAUAUAAAUCGGAGUUUACUAGCCUUGGGGAAUUGUAUCAAUGCUUUGUCGGGAGGUGCUCGAUAUGUCAACUAUCGUGACUCGAAACUCACGAGGUUAUUGAAAGAAGCUUUGAGUGGCAAAUGUAAGACAGUUAUGAUAGCCCAUGUUGCUCCAGAAGGUAAACAUCGCGAUGAAACUAAGAAUACCUUGGUUUAUGCUGAUCGGGCUAACAAUAUUACGACUCGAUUACAAAAUACUGGCUAUAUUGACGAAGUCAAAGAUUUUCCAAUGAAACACUAUCAAAGUUUGGUAACUGACUUGCGGGAAGAAGUGACACGUUUGAGGUCAAAGAUUAUCGAGAAAACGUUCGAAAUCAACCAAUACCAGAACUUCCGAAUAAAAUGUUUAAGGAAUUAUAUUCGUAUAAUAUUGCUCAAUAAUAUGGCGACUUAUGCAAAGGGAAUUUAA
Episyrphus balteatus (marmalade hoverfly) is the source of this 1493-nucleotide messenger RNA. RefSeq names its product kinesin-like protein KIF19 (gene Kif19A). The coding region runs from base 135 to 1493 and encodes 452 amino acids. The transcript has 6 exons. The record is from RefSeq and is a predicted model, not a curated record. Gene Ontology annotation, molecular function: microtubule motor activity; microtubule binding; ATP binding. Gene Ontology annotation, biological process: microtubule-based movement. NCBI's taxonomy places the organism in Eukaryota, Metazoa, Arthropoda, Insecta, Diptera, Syrphidae.